This is a messenger RNA of Cicer arietinum (chickpea), 1017 nucleotides long. Its product is annotated as bidirectional sugar transporter SWEET9-like. Gene Ontology annotation, molecular function: sugar transmembrane transporter activity. NCBI's taxonomy places the organism in Eukaryota, Viridiplantae, Streptophyta, Magnoliopsida, Fabales, Fabaceae. Gene Ontology annotation, cellular component: membrane. The record is from RefSeq and is a predicted model, not a curated record. Gene Ontology annotation, biological process: carbohydrate transport.
CCACAAUUGGUUGAAGCACAUAUUGUUCAAUACUCAUACCACACAUAAGGAAAAUUAAAGCUUCCUCCAAGACUUUGCAACCAAACACCUCAUUAUGUCUAAAAUGUUUACCUUUUCUGAUCAUGAGAUGGUUUUGAUCUUUGGUCUCCUAGGAAACAUUGUGUCAUUCUUGGUGUUCUUAGCUCCCUUGCCAACCUUCUAUUCAAUUUGCAAGAAAAAAACAUCUGAAGGAUUUCAAUCAAUCCCAUAUGUGGUUGCACUUCUAAGUGCAAUGUUAUUGCUAUAUUAUGGUCUUCUAAAGACCAAUGCCAUUUUGAUUAUCACAAUCAAUUGUAUUGGAUGUGUUAUAGAAGUUUUAUACUUAAUAAUUUACAUCAUAUAUGCUCCAAGGAAGCUCAAGAUAUCAACUUUAGCUUUGAUACUUGUGGCUGAUCUUGGAGGUCUUGGUUUGACCUUGAUAAUUACCAACUUUAUUGUGAAGAGUUACUAUCGUGUUCAUGCUGUUGGAUUGAUUUGUGCCAUUUUUAACAUUGCAGUCUUUGCUGCUCCCUUAAGCAUAAUGAGGAAGGUCAUAAAAACAAGAAGUGUAGAGUACAUGCCAUUUUUCUUAUCAUUGUUUCUUACUCUAUGUGCCACCAUGUGGUUUUUCUAUGGACUCUUUGACAAGGAUAACUACAUCAUGCUUCCAAAUGUGUUAGGAUUUCUAUUUGGAAUUUCUCAAAUGAUCUUGUACCUCAUAUACAAGAAUGCUAAGAAUAAAGUAGAAGCUAAUAGUAAUGAGCAGCAAGAAUAUGGUGAUGAUGAUGGCAAUAAAGAGGAUUUCCCUUCAAUAGUUGAAAUGAAAGAGAAUAUAGUUUGAUGGUGUAUUGUAUAUUUUAAUAGACUUAAUUAGGAUGAAUGAUGAAUAAUUAACAUGUCUCAUAUAUCUAGUUAUUAUCAUGUUCUAUGUUACUAUAGGGACUAUUGCCACUUGGCAUGCUUUGACUAUAUAAUAAUAGGUUUCUCUUCUUUUUUAAA